CCCGAAAUUACUGUUUAUUUAGAAGAAAAACGAAACAUAGGAGCUGAGAUUUUAUUUUCUUAAAAUAGCUAAACGAAAAUCAUUAAUUGGCAUGAUCCGUGUAGUAGCUAAGAGUUCCUUUACGAAAACCUAAAAACACCAUUUUCAUGCAACUGGUAAGGUAGUAAUUCCCCAUCCCAACAGGUCAAAUAACUUCACACUUUACCCCUAUAUAUACUGAACCCUUUCAUCCUCUCCUAAUUCAUAUCUACAGCAGAGUAAUCAGUACUUCCAUAACAAUACUUCAUAAAUAUUCCUCCAAAUUAAAGUUUUUUUUUUUUUUUACAGCAAUUAAGACGAAAAAAUGGGUGCAGAAUCCAAGAGGGUUUCAUGCACUGUCGUUGUUCUGCUAGCUGCUGUGUGCAGCUUUGCACAAGCUGCAGAACAAGAAGCAAAUAGUAAUGCCGAUGCUAAUGUGAACAUGAAGGCGCGUCGCCUCGGUGGCCUCGGCGGUGCCGGGUGGGGACACGGAGGAUUUCACAGGUGGGGCAGCGGUGGCGACCAUCUAGGGUGGGCCGGCCACGGUGGCGGCGACGAUCACGGUGGUUGGGGAAGCUGGGGGAGCUACGGCCACGGUAUUGAUCGCGGUCACGGCGGUACAGGGUGGCCCGAGGGAUACGGACCCAAUUAUCCAUAUGCUCCAGGGAGCGGAUAUGGAUCGGGUUGGGGCUACGGAUAUGGUCAGGGAACCGGAUACAUGUGCUACCCGGCUAAUUGCCCCACUUGCCAUGCACAAAGCUUCCUCCUCACAAAAACCGCGAUACAUCCCGGUGCCGAUCGUUCUGACAAAGCUGCCAAAAAUAAGAAUGCGGCCCCUGGAGCAUCGUCGGAAUCUAACAACAACAACAACAAAAAAUAGGAAUUUGGUGAAACUGCAAUGAACAACGGAAAGACCAACAAUGUAUAUGUAAUGUGAGAAAUGGGAAGUAUACAUCUUGAUGAUAUCUAUCUAUAAUAUAGUAUUAUACUACAUUAUAAGUCUGAAUGUAACACGUACUAUGUAUGUAUAUGGUACCAUUUAAAAAAAAUGUACGUAUAUGGUGAACCUUAAACUUAAACUACGUGUGUCAGGAGUCAUAUAUGAGUAUGGUCAGUUGUUGUCGACUAUUAUUAUAUUAUUAAUAAAACAGUGUCUUCUAUAUAUAAUCUUAUUUGUUUAGAUUUUGGAAUUUGAUUUGCGUCUUGGCUAGCUUCUGUAGUGCCCUCCCAAGAUUCUCUUGUGUUGGAUCGUUUUUGGGGGAUCGUUAUUG
Messenger RNA from Oldenlandia corymbosa var. corymbosa, 1289 nucleotides. NCBI's taxonomy places the organism in Eukaryota, Viridiplantae, Streptophyta, Magnoliopsida, Gentianales, Rubiaceae. The record is from the annotation of a GenBank genome assembly.